GUCCCAUCUUCCUCGCUCUCAUUCCCCAACCUUGCAUUAAUCUUGGCCUUUUCGGUGACUGCGAUGUCAACGUAAAACCAGGCCAGCUUCCCAGUUUUGCCCAACCCGUCUUUCAUCUUGAUUAUCUAUAAACUCGCUUUCCCCCCGUUCCUCUGUACCGCUAUAAGUUUCGUCUAUGUCACGGCCCCGGGACUUGGACGAAGAUACCGACAUGGCCAUUUCGUAUACAAGCAUGGCACCGGCUGGUAACCCUCAAACGCUCCCGUCAUUUCGCGAGCUCCUUCCGCCCCACCUCCACGAUGAGAUCGAUUCCUCCGCAUCAUACUAUAACUCCCGUCACCAGUCGCAGGAGCGCCCUUCCUCCGGCCAUGAAAUGGCAGCCGAUCCCAGAUCAAUUCCCGGGUACUCUCCCAAUGCUUCUUCGAAACACCCCUACGGCGACCAUGCUCGUGAAUACACAACGCGCACAGGCGAACAUUCACCCCGACCGAUGAGCGAUCACCUAUCCGUGAGACUCGGUGACCAUGCCUCGCGAGGCCAAAGCCCGAUUCUUCCGCCCAUACGGGACCUUCAACCGAUGCCAGACAGGAAAGGAUAUCCCGACAGCAGAAUGGUCGCCCCACGUUCCGACCCCUUUACACAAGAAUAUCGGUCCGGCCAGCCAGGCCCAAUGCCGGGAGCGAUGGCUGAUCGACGAAACGCGGAACCUUAUACAGCACCAAUAAUGCACGCCCAACCACCAUAUGGACAUCCAGGGAUGCCUUACCCUGGUGACCCUGAGCAGAUCUCGCCGAGUAUGAUGACGCACUCGCAGCAGGCUAAUUUCGGUAUCAUGGGCGACCCGAUUGAUCCUAAGACGAAGCGCCGACGGGGUAAUUUACCCAAACCGGUAACAGAUAUCUUGCGGGCCUGGUUUCACGAACAUCUAGACCACCCGUAUCCUAGCGAAGAGGAUAAACAGAUGUUCAUGACUAGGACCGGCCUGUCAAUUAGUCAGAUCAGCAAUUGGUUUAUCAACGCAAGGCGGCGACAACUUCCAGCACUCAGAAAUCAGAUGCGAAGCAGUGGAGGCGACGCCGAUUCUUCAAGACACUCUCCAUUUAGCGACAUUGACCAAGAGCCUUUGCCCUCCCAUCAUUAAACUUUGAGUUGGUUGAACGGUGCAUACUCGAGUCGUAAUGGGUUUGUUCACGCCAACACUUGAACCAUUUAUCUUUUUUACUGGCGUUCAGGACCUUGGUAUCGGUUCACUCAUCUAUUGAUCACGGCCUCAAUUUUUCCUUUCCUCGCAUACAUAUCCACUUAUCACGGCAUCGCAACUUGAAGCGUUCAUUCGGCUGACGACCUGGAAGUCAUUCCUCCCCACUUUUUCUGGUCCAUCUUCAUUUUACUUUCAAGUUCGAUUACUUUAACGAUUUACGGGGCUUGGUAUACGGCAAACGGGGAUAGACUGGCAUCUCGUUUUUGUUUCAUUUUCACAUUUUCCUUUCUCUUAAUGUCUUCCUCGAUACGUUUUAAGAUUGUUUUACAUUGUUUCACAUUAUUUCUGGCUCCUUUAUAUAGGAUUUUCUACCCCGUACACAGGCAGGGGAGAGGGUCCUUUCAGAUCUCCUGUUUUUGAUACCCUAUGUUUACUUUGUAUGUUAUUUACCAGACAGGCUUGGGGACGAAGAAAUAGGUACUUGGAUUUCGAUAGAAAAGGGAUAUUUCAUCAUCAGAUGGGGCUUUGUCACUUCGCAAUCUUUUCUCUAGCUAGCUGCCUAGACUUGGAGGGAAAUCAUGA
This is a messenger RNA of Penicillium subrubescens, 1783 nucleotides long. RefSeq names its product homeobox domain-containing protein. The transcript is spliced from 4 exons. Gene Ontology annotation, molecular function: RNA polymerase II cis-regulatory region sequence-specific DNA binding; DNA-binding transcription factor activity, RNA polymerase II-specific. Gene Ontology annotation, biological process: regulation of transcription by RNA polymerase II. The record is from RefSeq and is a predicted model, not a curated record. Lineage: Eukaryota; Fungi; Ascomycota; Eurotiomycetes; Eurotiales; Aspergillaceae. Bases 176 to 1141 code for a protein of 321 amino acids.